UGACGUCAGGAACCUUUACGUCAUGAAAUUGUUCUUUGACCCGGAAGUACAUUUGUUUAAGCUGUAGUCGCGGACAUUCUCUGUGAUGAGUGGGGACUCGGAUGGUCACAAUAAGGAGUUCCUUGAGCAGCUGCGACAGCAGGAGCUCUAUGGGAACAGGCGUGGGGAUGGAGACGACCCCUACACAUACGUGGAUCCCGAGGACGGAACCGUGUACGACUGGGACCACGAGAAGAAAGCGUGGUUUCCCAAGAUAACAGAUGAUUUCCUGGCAAUGUACCAUGCCAACUAUGGCUUCAACGAGAACCAGGAGGAGAAUGCAUCUGCUUCUGGUGCCCCGGCACCACCUAAGAAGACAGAGGAGCCCCCAAAACCAGAGAAGGCCAAAGACAAGGGAGAGAAGAGAAAGGCAGAUCCAGGCUGGUUUGAUGUGGAAAAGGACAAGAACACAAAUGUUUAUGUCUCAGGCCUGCCUCCAGACAUCAGUCCAGACGAGUUUGUGGAGUUCAUGUCCAAGUGUGGCAUCGUCAUGCGAGACCCCAUCACAGAGGAGUACAAGGUCAAGCUCUACAGGGACCGCGAGGGGAACCAGAAGGGAGACGGGCUGUGUUGCUACUUAAAGAAGGAGUCUGUGGCGCUGGCGGUGCGUCUGCUAGACGAGAGUGAGAUCCGGGGCUACCAGCUCCAUGUGGAGGCGGCACGCUUCGAGCUGAAGGGCGACUACGACGCCAGCAAGAAGAAGAAGAAGUCCAAAGAGUACCGCAAGAAACUCAAAGCGCAGCAGAAGAUGCUGGAUUGGCGGCCCGAGAAGAAGGCUGGAGAGGCGCGUAUGAGGCACGAGCGCGUGGUCAUCAUCCGUAACAUGUUCCAUCCCAGUGACUUUGAGGAAGAUCCACUUGAACUGAACGAGUACAGAGAAGACCUCAGAACAGAGUGCGAGAAGUUUGGAGAAGUGAAGAAAGUCAUCAUAUUUGAUAGGCACCCUGACGGUGUGGCAUCGGUGGCCUUCAAAGAACCAGAGCAGGCCGACGCGUGUGUUCAGGCGCUAAACAACCGCUGGUUUGGAGGCAGGCAGCUAUCCGCAGCCCUCUGGGACGGAACCACCGACUAUCAGGUGGAGGAGACGAGUCGUGAGCGGGAGGAGCGCCUGAAGGGCUGGGAGACUUUCCUGGGCGGCAAGGGAGGUGCAGCUCCUCCAGGAGCCCCUCCAGCAGGAGGAGCAGCGACUCCAGGAGCCCCUCCAGCAGGAGGAGCAGCGACUCCAGGAGACGCCCCGAAAAGCAGCGCAGCAGACACAGCCCCGACCUCCACCGCAGCGGUCAAAGAGGCCUCCAAUGGCGAGAGGGCAGUGACGACGGCCACAGCCACGACCGACACGCCUGCCCAGGGCACGUCGGGGGCCGACGAGGAGGAAGACCAGGGUGCUGACUCCACUGAUAGCAGCGUAGCAGGCACAGACGAUGAGGAGGAGGAGGAGGAGGAGAAGGAGGAGGAAGGGGGUGCUUAGAAUUAAAGGGACAUGUGUCUUUCUUCUCCUCCCUCCGUCAGCACUUGGUCCUGUCUCAUGUCAUUUUUUUUUAACUCUACUCGGAACCACACUGCUAAGACUCCUACAACAGUGACUCUUUUUGCCUCCCUUCCUUGGUGUGUCUGUGUUACACUGUUAAUCCCAUCAGAUUAGGAGAUCCAACCCCUGCCCAAAAAUCCUCUUGUUUGUGGAAUUUUGAGUAUACGUUUAAACUGUGCUUCAGUUUGCUUUUUUCAUGCCAGUGUCCUCCCUUUUGUGUCUUUGUCAUCUGUGGAUUUUUUUUUAAAUAAUUAAAAACAGUUCUAAAAUAUCGU
Engraulis encrasicolus (European anchovy) is the source of this 1842-nucleotide messenger RNA. RefSeq names its product HIV-1 Tat specific factor 1 (gene htatsf1). The record is from RefSeq and is a predicted model, not a curated record. Gene Ontology annotation, biological process: mRNA splicing, via spliceosome. Gene Ontology annotation, molecular function: RNA binding. The transcript has 10 exons. Gene Ontology annotation, cellular component: U2 snRNP; U2-type spliceosomal complex. Lineage: Eukaryota; Metazoa; Chordata; Actinopteri; Clupeiformes; Engraulidae. The coding region runs from base 86 to 1507 and encodes 473 amino acids.